Molecule: messenger RNA, 441 nt
Organism: Cuscuta epithymum
Lineage: Eukaryota; Viridiplantae; Streptophyta; Magnoliopsida; Solanales; Convolvulaceae
Source: the annotation of a GenBank genome assembly
AUCAGUUUUCUUCUUCCUCGGAGGGUUGAUAAGCUGUCUUCUUAAUUCUGCUUCCUCACUGUAAAAUGGAAGCUGCAGGUUACAUACAGAGGUUUCACAGGCAUCAUCCGAAAGACCACCAAAGUUCUGGGACUGUUAUGAAGCACAUCAAAGCCUCCACAGAUAUUGUUUGGUCAUUGGUGAGGAGGUUUGAUGAGCCACAGAAGUAUAAGCCAUUCGUCAGCAGGUGUAGGGUGAAUGGUGUUGCAAUUGGGAGUCUCAGAGAGGUAAACGUCAAGUCAGGACUUCCAGCCACCACCAGCACUGAAAUGUUGGAACUUCUUGAUGAUAGUGAACAUAUUCUUGGAAUCAAGAUAGUUGGAGGUGAUCACCGCCUAAAGAACUACUCAUCGGUCAUUACGCUGCAUCCGGAGAUGAUUGACGGGAGGCCAGGAACGCUGG